UGUCCUUUUAAGCUUCUCUCUCUACAAAAUGCUUCUGCUGGAAGCCUUUUCUCUCUGUACAUCUCGCUUGCUUUCUCUCUCUCUCAACACACACCCCCACACCCACACACACAUCUCCCUCGCUGGCCACCUCGAUCUCGCCGGAAAAUACCGUCGAUCACCCAUUUCGACUCAACAAUUGAGUCUCCAGCGUCAAAUUAACACAAUUUCAGCAGCUUUUGUUACAUAUACGAGAGACACAUAAAAGAUUAUCAUAUUAUUUUGGAUUCAAUUUUGAAUAAUUUUAGUUGUAAUUGAUUAGAGAUGGAGGGUGAGGAGGAUUAUGGAUUUAGUGAAGAGGAGUACUCUUACGCCGAUGAUGGUGACUCGCAUGACGGCCUUGCCGACAAUGACGAUUCUGCUUUACAGUGGGCUCCACCUAAGGGCUCAACUACUAAGGUGAUCACUAAAGAGUCCCUCUUGGCUGCACAGAGGGAAGAUUUGCUAGUCAUGGAGUUGCUAUCACUAAAAGAACACCAUGCACGGACUUUAUUGAUCCAUUAUCGAUGGGAUGUUGAAAAGCUACUUGCAGUGCUUGUGGAGAAAGGGAAAUCGUGUUUGUUUACUGAAGCAGGUGUUACUGUGGUUGAAAAUGUCGGUGAUGAUGUGCCACUGAGUUCAUCUUCUACAAUAACUUGUGAUAUAUGCAUAGAGGAUGCAUCUGCUGAUAACGCCACAAGAAUGGAAUGUGGCCAUUGUUUCUGCAACAAUUGCUGGACAGAACACUUCAUUAUAAAAAUAAAUGAGGGCCAGAGCAGGCGCAUCCAGUGCAUGGCACACAGAUGUAGUGCUAUUUGUGAUGAAGCUAUUGUCAGGAAUUUAGUUAGUAGAAGGCAUCCUAAUUUGGCAGAGAAAUUUGAUCGCUUUCUUCUUGAGUCGUAUAUUGAGGACAAUAAAAUGGUCAAAUGGUGUCCGAGCAUUCCUCAUUGUGGGAAAGCUAUACGAGUUGAGGAGGAUGAAUUUUGCGAGGUAGAAUGUUCAUGUGGUCUGCAGUUUUGUUUCAGUUGCUUAUCAGAAGCACACUCGCCUUGCUCAUGCUUAAUGUGGGAACGCUGGAGCAAGAAGUGCCACGAUGAAUCUGAAACUGUUAACUGGAUCACGGUUCAUACAAAGCCUUGUCCAAAGUGCUACAAACCUGUCGAGAAAAAUGGUGGCUGCAACCUUGUUAGCUGCAUCUGUGGACAGUCAUUUUGUUGGGUGUGUGGUGGAGCUACUGGUAGAGACCACACUUGGUCAAGAAUAGCAGGUCACAGUUGUGGUCGCUACAAAGAAGACCGAGAGAAACAAACUGAAAGGGCGAAACGGGAUCUCUAUCGAUAUAUGCAUUAUCAUAACCGCUUCAAGGCUCAUACAGAUUCCUUUAAGCUUGAAAGUAAACUGAAGGAAUCAAUCCUAGACAAGGUGUCUGUUGCAGAAGAGAGGGAAUUGAGACUCAAAGAUUUCAGCUGGGUAACUAAUGGACUCAACAGACUUUUCAGAUCAAGACGGGUUCUUUCUUAUUCGUACCCAUUUGCAUUUUACAUGUUUGGUGAAGAGUUUUUUAAGGAUGAGAUGACAGACGAGGAAAGAGAAAUAAAAAAGAAUCUAUUUGAGGAUCAACAACAGCAGCUUGAGUCGAAUGUUGAGAAACUCUCCAUGUUUCUGGAGGAGCCCUUUCAGCAGUUCAGCCAGGAUAAAGUUAUGGAUAUAAGGAUGCGUGUCAUCAAUCUGUCUGUGACCAUUGAUACCCUCUGUCAGAAAAUGUAUGAAUGCAUUGAGAGCGAUUUGUUGGGUUCUCUUCAUCUAGGCACCCAUCAUAUAGCUCCUUACAAGUCAAAGGGCAUUGAAAGGGCAUCGGAACUUUCCUCCUGUUGGAACACCAAACUUGGUUCUACAGAUGAAUAUGUACCAAGUGGUGGGACAUCAGAACAUGACAGACCUUCUGGCUCUGGGAGUUCAGAUGAUAGUGGAUGUUCUUAUCGGAAGCGUGCUAAAAAGGAGGGUGGUGGGUUUUUUGAUCUGAACUUGCCAGCAGAGAUUGUAGACAGGAACUGAACCCAGAGACUGCAGACUCCAUAUAUACUGCUGUACAGCUCUAACUCAGGACCCUCUUUUUUUGCUAUGGAAUUGAUAAUUGGUGGAUUAAGCAUCAAGUGCUUGCCUGUUACCAUAGGAUAUUCUGGAAGUCAAAUCUGAUUUUCCAUGUCUACAUAUUGUUUUCUUGUUGUACAUAGCCUUUUAUCAGGACACUGGUUGGUGAUAGAUUUGUAAUACUCUCUACCUGAGAGAUUUGAGCUAGACUUGAAACAUAUCUUUGUCGUAAUUUUACAAAUGAUGAUAAUCUUACUGGUGGCAGGUCAGCUCCUCGUA
Molecule: messenger RNA, 2388 nt
Organism: Populus euphratica (Euphrates poplar)
Lineage: Eukaryota; Viridiplantae; Streptophyta; Magnoliopsida; Malpighiales; Salicaceae
Product: probable E3 ubiquitin-protein ligase ARI1
Biological process (GO): protein ubiquitination
Molecular function (GO): zinc ion binding; ubiquitin-protein transferase activity
Source: RefSeq, a predicted model, not a curated record